UGUGAACAACUGAUUUCAUUUCGAUGUGGACAGUAUCGCUCUCAGGAUGGCCGAGGUCAGGAAGCUCGGAGCUCUGGACUGCCUGACAAGACAUCGGAUUGGCUAUGAGCCUAUGACAGUGGGACAUCGAGAAGAGCUGCGAGAGAACAUGAUAUCGCAUGUGACCAAGUACAAUGGGCGCAUCUGAGUCUGCUCGCCCCUUUUCGAAACUACGCGUCUCGUUGGAUUUCAACGACCUCACAUCUGCUUACUGAUAUUCUACGACGACUCAUGCACACAUAUGCACACCUCCUGGGACAGGCGCCGUCUUCCUAGUGCUUGACGAAACCUGUUCAUCUCCAGGAAGCGCAGAUGGCCUGCCAUGCCCUGGGAUACGCCACCGGCCAAUCUUUGUGCCGCCCGAGCUUUCUUUGGCUUCCUUGAGCGUCUGUGUCUAAAUCCGCCACUCUGGCGCUGGGCGCUUGGUGGCUGUGAGCCGUGGCAUUGUCCUGGUGAGGCAGCGUGCAUGAAGAACCGCUGCUCGAACAUGAGGCGAAGCACUUCACCUCUUACCUUUGACCAUGUCACCAGCUGCAAAACAACAGGCCGACGAAGGAGCGGUCGAAAAAUCGCAGACCCACGGAUCGCAGUCCGGUGAAAGACUGCCCGCGGAACCGCAGACUGACGAAUCACAGUCUGAAGAAUCGCAGGCCGACGAAUCGCAGGCCGACGAAAGACAGUCUGAAGAUUCGCAGACCAAGGAAUCGCAGACCGAGGAAUCACAGACCGAAGAAUCACAGGCCGACGAACCACAGUACGAUGAACCACAGCCUCCAGAAGUGCAGACCAAGGGAGCACAGGCCGAUCAACGACAGGCAGAAGAAGAGCGUCUCGAGCGCGAGAGGGCCAGUGGAAAUAAACUUUGGAGCGCCUACAUCGCCGAGGCGCAAAACUACGAUCAGGGUCUCCUCGAAGGCUGGCGCAGCGAGAUGGAUGGUCUGCUGAUCUUUGCCGGUCUCUUUUCGGGCGUUAUCACGACUUUCAUCAUUGACAGUUACAAGACCCUGAACCCCGACUCGCGCAGCCAGACCGUCGUGCUCCUUCGCCAGACCGUCAUACUUCUCACCCAGAUCUCGCAACAACUUGCGAACAUGAACAACGGGACUGCGAUGGCGGACGCACUGCCUCCCGCCGCUGCCUUUUCGCCGCCGGUCUCCUCUCUCGUCUGCAACGCACUUUGGUUCACCAGCCUCGCAUUAAGCUUGUCGAGCGCAUUCAUCGCGAUGCGGGUCAAGCAUCGGGUGCAACACUUUCCCCACCGCACGGCCAUGUUUCCCACCGUCUUCACCCAGUCAUGCAUGUGCAUGUACCUUCACGGCGGUUCGCGACGCUUCAAUGCCAAGGCCCCUCUCCUUCUCCUGCACGCGGCACUGGUCCUAUUCUUUGUGGGUCUUGUGGCGUUUCUUGCGCCCGUUAGCGUCAUCGUCAUGAGCAUGUUUGCCGCUAUCCUCCUCUUCUUCACUGUUUUCUAUGGAAUAUUCACCGGAUACCCAUCCUUGCUUGGGAUUGUUUACGCUAAUCCGUUCGGUCCCUGCCUCUACUCUACUGAUGUUUGA
Messenger RNA from Mycena citricolor, 1595 nucleotides. NCBI's taxonomy places the organism in Eukaryota, Fungi, Basidiomycota, Agaricomycetes, Agaricales, Mycenaceae. The record is from the annotation of a GenBank genome assembly.